Perca flavescens (yellow perch) is the source of this 1861-nucleotide messenger RNA. RefSeq names its product solute carrier family 2, facilitated glucose transporter member 1. The transcript has 10 exons. The record is from RefSeq and is a predicted model, not a curated record. Gene Ontology annotation, biological process: response to insulin; dehydroascorbic acid transport. Gene Ontology annotation, cellular component: basolateral plasma membrane; apical plasma membrane; plasma membrane. Lineage: Eukaryota; Metazoa; Chordata; Actinopteri; Perciformes; Percidae. Bases 187 to 1635 code for a protein of 482 amino acids. Gene Ontology annotation, molecular function: D-glucose transmembrane transporter activity.
GGCCUUUUGGAAGGUUGAAGCUCUGAGACUGAUAGGUUUCUGACAGUAUUUUCCACAUUCGAUGAAGCCUCACCCACAACCCCAGCACUGCGGAGCAGCAGAUGGACGGAGUAACAGGACAGAGCGGCGAUACAUGUCAGCAGGAUCCUGUAAAACACAAACGGGCACAUCGUGACACCCCAGCUGAUGAUGGCUGUCGGCACAGCUGUGAUUGGCUCUCUCCAGUUUGGCUACAACACUGGUGUAAUCAAUGCUCCUCAGAAUAUCAUCGAGAGCUUCUACAAUGAGACGUGGAGCAGCAGGUUUUCCGAGCCCAUCCCUCAGACAGCUUUAACAGCUCUGUGGUCACUCUCUGUCGCCAUCUUCUCUGUAGGAGGAAUGUUCGGCUCCUUCUCCGUCGGCCUCUUUGUCAACCGUUUCGGCAGGAGGAACUCCAUGCUCAUGGCCAAUGUGCUUGCCUUCAUUGCUGCUCUGUUUAUGGGCCUCUCCAAGCUGGCUGCCUCCUUUGAGAUGCUCAUCGUUGGACGUUUCAUAGUGGGUCUCUACUGCGGCCUCUCCACUGGCUUUGUGCCCAUGUACGUCGAGGAGAUCUCACCCACGUCUCUCCGCGGAGCAUUAGGAACUCUGCAUCAACUUGGUGUAGUGAUCGGCAUUCUCAUGGCACAGAUCUUUGGGAUUGAGUUCAUCAUGGGGAACGCCUCCCUGUGGCCCCUCCUGUUGGGUUUCACUCUGCUGCCGUCUGUGCUGCAGUGUGUCCUGCUGCCGCUCUGCCCCGAGAGCCCCCGAUACGUCCUCAUCAACUGCAACGAUGAGAGCAAAGCCCGCAGCAUCCUGGUGAAGCUGCGGGGCACUGACGAGGUGAGCGACGACAUGCAGGAGAUGAAGGAGGAGAGCCAGCAGAUGAUGAGGGAGAAGACGGUGACCAUCCCCGAGCUGUUCCGCUCCCCCGCGUACCGCCAGCCCAUCUUUGUUGCCAUCAUGCUGCAGCUCUCGCAGCAGCUGUCUGGAAUCAACGCUGUGUUUUACUACUCGACUGGGAUCUUUGAGCGAGCAGGAGUGUCCCAGCCUGUUUAUGCAACCAUCGGUGCAGGAGUGGUCAACACUGCCUUCACUGUGGUUUCUUUGUUUGUGGUCGAGCGAGUCGGCAGGAGACCCCUUCACCUCGUUGGUUUGAUGGGAAUGGCGGUUUCAGCAGUUUUCCUAACUGUUGCCAUGGCGUUGUUGGACCAGCUCAGUUGGAUGUCCUAUAUCAGCAUUGCGGCCAUCUUUAGUUUCGUGGCAUUUUUUGAAAUUGGCCCUGGCCCAAUCCCCUGGUUCAUCGUGGCGGAGCUCUUCAGCCAGGGGCCGCGGCCGUCUGCCAUCGCAGUUGCUGGUUUGUCCAAUUGGUCUGCCAACUUCUUGGUGGGAAUUGGCUUCCCGUAUGUGGAGCAACUCUGCGGUCCAUACGUCUUCAUCAUCUUCAUCGUCCUGCUGCUCGGCUUCUUCACCUUCACCUACUUCAAGGUUCCCGAGACUAAGGGCCGUACCUUCGAUGAGAUUUCAGCGGGCUUCCGCAAGUCAGCUGGUCAUGGUGCUGACAAGUACUCUGCCCCUGAAGAGUUCAACACCCUAAGGGGGGAUGACCCCGACCUUUGAAAGCUACUGUACAUGCAUGCACACACUUGCGUGCAGCAAAGUUACCCUGUUACACUUUUAGGAUACUACUACUUAGGGAACACUUUUAGGACGCUACUACCGUGUUUGUAUCGGCCAGAAUUACCUAAGAGGUUUAGUCAGACUGUAACAAAGAUGAAUGACCUGACUGAGGAUAUUAGGGCUGCAACUAACGAUUAUUUUUAAUUGUAUCGAUCAGUUGUUUGGU